AAGAAAUGCUUUUGUUCUUUUUCUCUUUUCCAGGGAAGCAAAAGGAAAGUCUUGUGGAAGAAGGUUCUGCUUGAGACUGGAAAUCCAAUUCCGUCAGGUAACGCCAUUGUUGAGAGCUCCAAACAUAGGUUUUAUAAUAAACCCUCACUCAACCAAACACCAUUGAAAAAACCCUAACCUUUCUCAUGCGCUUAUUGUAAUUGAUAAUCAAUGGCUUUGUCGGAGAUCGAGGUGGUCUCCUCGGAAUCCAAACCCGAGACAGCCCCCGCCGAAGUGGCCGUCUUCGAUGUCUUCUCCGCUUCCGCUUACGGCGAUUUCCAGAAACUUCGGAGCUUCGUCGAACAAGACGGCGCUUCUCUCUCUACACCCGACGCCAAUGGCUAUUACGCCCUUCAAUGGGCCGCCCUCAACAACUUCCCCGACAUCGCGCACUACAUCAUCCAGCACGGUGGUGAUGUCAAUGCAACCGAUAACAUGCAACAGACGGCGUUGCAUUGGGCGGCAGUGCGGGGUGGGAUAGCCGUGGCGGACGUGCUCUUGCAAAAUGGAGCCCGAGUCGAGGCUGCUGAUAUAAAUGGGUACCGGGCGGUUCACGUUGCUGCUCAAUAUGGACAAACUUCUUUCUUGAAUCAUAUUGUUGCCAAGUAUCAUGCUGAUUUUGAUGUACCCGAUAAUGAGGGGAGAAGUCCUCUACAUUGGGCUGCCUAUAAGGGAUUUGCAGAUACAAUUAGAUUACUUCUGUUCAGAGACGCAUGCCAAGGGAGGCAAGAUAAAGAAGGUUGUACCCCAUUGCACUGGGCUGCCAUGAGGGGAAACGUGGAGGCUUGUACAGUGCUUGUACAUGCAGGUACAAAGCAGGAACUUACAGUGAAAGACAAUGCUGGAUUUACUCCAGUUCAGCUUGCAUCUGAUAAAGGUCAUCGGAAUAUCGCUUUUCUCCUCUCUAAUGCACAGAAAGCUCACAACAAUUGGUGGAGAGACAAAAUUUUUAGUGGGAAGAUCGUAAAUAAGGGUUAUGCUCCUAUUUUAUCGUGCAUCAUAGUAAUUCUCAUGAUUCUCUUCAUGAACUCAGUUCUUGCAGCUCCUAAUCUGACGAAGGUGACUGCUGUUGUUGGCCUUUGGGGUUGGACUGCUAUAUCUCUAGCUGUUGGGGCAUUGAUAAUGUUCUAUAGGUGUAGUAGUAAAGAUCCGGGCUAUAUAAAAAGACCAGGGGACUUAGGUAGCUCUGCUGAUACAGAGGAUGCUCUGUUGAAUAUUGAUCUGAACUGUGCCGCCGGGUGGACUGGAAAUUGGUCCCAACUUUGUCCCACCUGCAAGAUAAUUAGACCUGUUCGUGCUAAGCACUGUCCUACAUGUAAGCGAUGUGUAGAACAGUUUGAUCAUCACUGUCCAUGGAUAUCCAGUUGUGUGGGGAAAAGGAACAAACGAGAUUUCUUCAUAUUUAUCUGCAUGGGGACAUUAACGUCAUUCCUGUCUGGUGCCGUUGCAUUUCAAAGGAUAUGGACAUCAACACCAACAUUAUCAUUUGAAGAAACAUGGAUUCAUUACGUGAUAGUGAACCAUCCUGGUAUUGUUGCAUUUUUGCUUGGGGACAUCAUUGUCUUCAUUGUUGUUACAACUCUGACCACGGCACAGGCCUCUCAGAUAGCUCGAAAUAUCACCACUAAUGAAUUAGCAAAUGCUGUUCGAUACGGGUAUCUUCGUGGGCCAGAUGGUCGAUUCCGUAACCCCUAUAAUCACGGGUGCCGAAAGAACUGUGUAGAUUUUGUCAUACGGGGCUACACGGAUGACGAGGAAAUUGCUUGGCCUCCAUUGCAUCAAGUUGCUAACUAGAUCUGCUAUCAUGAUAUUUCUUCAGUUAUUUUUUAUUUUUUUAGUUCCCUUUUUAUUUUUAUUUUUAUCCAUCAUUGGUUAUGAGUGGGAAUUCCUUUCAAGGCAAACGCUCAUAGGUUGAUUGCCAUGUAGGUCCCAUUCGUUUUUAUAUGCGAUUGAGCCUUGAUCAUCUAGAAACUUAAACUCUAUAGUUAGUUAUUUGUACAGUUGAAAUAAUUUGGCAGUUAAAGAAAUAAAUUAUUUGAUUCUCU
Messenger RNA from Morus notabilis, 2084 nucleotides. RefSeq names its product probable protein S-acyltransferase 23. The transcript has 13 exons. The record is from RefSeq and is a predicted model, not a curated record. Gene Ontology annotation, cellular component: Golgi membrane. Gene Ontology annotation, biological process: protein palmitoylation. Bases 211 to 1833 code for a protein of 540 amino acids. NCBI's taxonomy places the organism in Eukaryota, Viridiplantae, Streptophyta, Magnoliopsida, Rosales, Moraceae. Gene Ontology annotation, molecular function: protein binding; palmitoyltransferase activity.